Messenger RNA from Alternaria atra, 1251 nucleotides. RefSeq lists its product as uncharacterized. The coding region runs from base 1 to 1251 and encodes 416 amino acids. The record is from RefSeq and is a predicted model, not a curated record. The transcript is spliced from 7 exons. Lineage: Eukaryota; Fungi; Ascomycota; Dothideomycetes; Pleosporales; Pleosporaceae.
AUGCAAUUUCCUACACUGCCCACUGUCCUGCAGACCACAUCUCUUCUGACCUCAACAUCCCUCCUCGCUCUCUCAGCUGUCACAAUCUACCUUACUACAGACUACACCACCUCACUAAACUCUAGAGUUCCAGCAGGCCCUCACACAUGGUUUGGACUUAUUAACUCACCUGAGCGCUCAGUGUACUGGGCCGCCGUCGACUCAGGAAGUAAAGAUUUCGACAGAAUAGAAUUGGAGUAUGCGACCAGUAACGACAUUUGGGUUUUGGCGAAUGGGUGUGUUGGCUUAGUUGCUGGACUGAUGGCAUGGCUGGCUGUGUGGUGGACGUCAAAGAAGGAGAAGAACCCAACAGCUAGCUGCUCACGCUCUCCAUGGGUGCUUGUCUCCUCGACCUUCUUUAGCACCGCCGUGAUCGUGAUGUCGUUCACAUCUACAAUCAUCACAUCACAAACAAAGUCCCGUCUGCAAGGCUCAACUUGCAUACCUCACUCUAUAUACACGCCCACCAACAACUACUUCGUCUGCACGCUGGUGGGUGGAGGACUCAGCGGGCUGGUCGUUGCCAAUCGCCUGACUGAGAACGCAAACAUAUCCGUCCUCAUCAUCGAGAAUGGCGUCAUUGACGACAGAUCCACGACGAGUUCCACCCACUUUGAUAGCCCCUCAGAAGCAGUUCGCCGUCACUUCAACAUGACGUUCGAUGCCAGUACGGCGACGGCCCAGUCAAAUUAUCGAUACCCAGCUACCAAUUGGACGGUCGACACUUUCGUUGGCUAUCUCGUCGAUUGCAAUGCCGAUGCAGCCGUCGUGAUCAAGAACGCUGGACCACUACUUUACAAGAUGUUCACACAUUAUGGGUCCUUUCCAUUCAAGGUUGGAGAAGAGAAGCGCAUGACAUGCGCUACCUUUCUUCGGAGUAUUUAUAUGAUGUGUUGCACAAAGGAUCGCGUUUUCUGGCGAGAUUUCGGGACCGUAGGCGGCGAGCCAGUUACAAGGAACAGGAAAUCAGCAGACGACGUGCAAAUACUAUUCCAAAGCAUCGCUACUGGCAGUCAGCAACCACUACAUGAUCCACGUCAGCGUUCAGAAGAUGAUGAUGAAGACCUCAUCGAUGUGCUCUUCAAACUCGGCGAAACAAUAAACGAACGGCGGAGUCCCAAGUUCGCUUUUAGGCGCCGAAACGUUCUACCAGCUGCUGCUCUCCUUCCCAGCUCGCAUUCCAGGGACCGACAGAGGUCUAUAACAAUGUAA